This is a messenger RNA of Colletotrichum acutatum, 2063 nucleotides long. RefSeq names its product sugar transporter. NCBI's taxonomy places the organism in Eukaryota, Fungi, Ascomycota, Sordariomycetes, Glomerellales, Glomerellaceae. The record is from RefSeq and is a predicted model, not a curated record. The transcript is spliced from 5 exons. Gene Ontology annotation, molecular function: carbohydrate:proton symporter activity. Bases 439 to 1968 code for a protein of 509 amino acids. Gene Ontology annotation, cellular component: membrane. Gene Ontology annotation, biological process: transmembrane transport; carbohydrate transport.
AAAGAUUUUCGUUCUGGACUCUCUGCUGGUACGCUGGAUCGCUCCGUCGCAGCGUGGCUUUCUCCAUUCCUCCACUCACCUCCAGGAAUUCAUCCCUAGCGCCGUGAAUGGCUUGCUUCCCCAGUGGGUUCCCCAAGUUGGGGAAACCUCCUCCGCCAUGUGUUGGUUCGUCUUGUGCGUCUGAUCGGACGACUCUAUUGCCAGUGAAAGGGGUGACUAGCUCAGAUCAACGGGGAGUCCUGGCUCCACUCGACAGGGAACGACGUAGUAACGUAAUAACCACGAGGCGUAGAGUUUGAUUCUUUCAACGCGUCUGAAUACAUAAAGAGCGGGCAGAGAAUGCAUCGCCGAAUUUAUCCCAAGCACCCGGUCACUUGAGGCAAGGAGCUGAGGCUAUUCGAACAGUCGCAUAGAGAACUCUAAAGUCACCCUUCCGUGAUGGCGCCCAAUCGAAUCCUUAAACACUUCAAUGGCACCCUAGCUGCGGCCUUUACGGUAAUCGCCGUCUCGACCUUCAACUAUGGCUUCGACAAUGCCGGCUACUCAACAACCCAGGCGAUGGACGCGUUCCAGCGCCAGUUCGGCGACCAGAACCCCACGACUGGAAAGUGGAAGCUUCCCACCGGGUGGCUCGCCCUCUUCAACAGUCUCAACUACAUCGGCUUCGCGGCCGGCGUCAUCAUCGGUAGUCUCGUCAGUGCUCGCUGGGGUCGCCGGUGGUGCAUGUUUGGAAUGAGUGCGUGGGCUGUAAUCCCUGCAACAAUCGCGAUUACUUCAAGCACCCGAGAGCAGAUCAUGGCCGCCCGCAUUCUCAACUACAUCUACGUUGGCAUGGAACUCGCUGUGGUUCCGGUGUAUCAGUCUGAGAUUGUUCCUUCAGAGAUUCGUGGAUUUGCAGUCGGCUCUUACCAAUUUAGUCUGAUGUUUGGUACUCUGAUUGUCAACUCUAUCUGCCGAGGGACUAGCACCCUUGACGGCAAUGCAUCUUGGCGGAUCCCAAUGGGCUUGUUCUACGUUAUUCCUGUCAUAGUCAUGGGCCUGAUCUUCUUCAUCCCCGAGUCACCUCGCUGGCUGUUGACCCAGGACAGAGUCGAAGAAGCCCAAAUUUCUUUAAGGAAACUCCGAGCCGGUACCAUCCCCGACUCCGAGAUCGAUGAACAGUUCGCCGCCCUCCAGUACGCAUUGAAACAGGAAGUCGAACAAGGGAACUAUAUGGAGCUCUUCAAGGGUGUCAACUUGAAGAGAACCGGUAUCGUGAUGGCCAUGAAUUUCUUCCAGCAAGCUACCGGGCAGGCUUUUGCUUCUACCUACGGUGCAAUCUUCAUCAAGGACAUCGGCACGGUUAACCCCUUUACCAUGACUAUCAUUAACGCCGUCGUGAACCUUUGCAUGGUCUUCGUCGGACUGUAUCUGAAUGAUCGCGUAGGACGUCGACCUCUUCUCUUGAUCGGCGCAGUCUGGCAAUUUGCCGCCAUUGUGACCAUGGGCUCCCUGGGUACAGUGGCCGACCCAUCAUUCGCCGUCAAGACGAGCAUCGUGGCUAUGCUGACAAUCUUUGCCGCCGGCUACGUCUUUGCAUGGGCGCCUCUCAACUACGUUGUCACCACCGAGAUUCCGGCCCUCCGGCUGCGUGACGCCUCCCAACGAACGGCGUCAAUGGUCAACGUCUUGGCCAACUUCCUCGUCAACUUUAGCAUCCCGUACCUUCUCUACACUCCAGGCGCAGGGUUAGGUUCGAAAGUCGGUUUCAUCUUUGCGGGAAUCCUGGUGUUGGCGCUUGUCUUUACGUGGUUCUGCAUCCCCGAAUGCAAGGGCAAGUCUCUCGAACAGAUCGACCGGAUGUUCAACGAAGGGGUCCCGCUGCGCAAAUUCGGCAAGUACAAGGCGGAGGACAUGUUUCAGGCUUCGCCCGAGGACGGUGAAAAGGCCGGGGUCGUUGUGACCGCAAGGCACACGGAGAAGGCGUAACGCGGAAGGCCUAUGGUGUUAUACACAACGGUCACUAGAUAGUAUCAGUUCAUAGAUCGAGAGCGAAACUCAGGGGUCAACAUAUGGCACGUUGC